UACUGGCGGCUGCUUUAAUAGACGUCUCCGUCAUCGGUGCCCGGGGAGCAGUUCUUUGGGAUUAACUGCCUUUCUCAAGGACAGAACGGUAUAUUUUUUUCACCUUUUUUUCACCUUCACGGAUCAGGGAUUCAAACCAGCGACAUUUCGGUUACUGCCCCAACGCUCUAAACCGCUAUAAGCUAUCUGCCUACAAAGUUCACUGCAUUGAGCUCAGGCACCUAUAAAUUCCCCUAAGCGAAAUUGUCAAUAUGGGUACCAUGCUGGCCCUUUCUCUUCAGAGAGCUAUUCAUUCAUAAUUGAUGGGGAGACUAAAAUGAAAGUGAGAAGUGAGGCUGUCUCGACCACCUUUCAUGUCAGAUGGCCACGGGAUGAAAGGUAGAGAGAUGUGGGUGUGUGAGGAGCAGAGGAGACUGAGACUAGAUGUGGAGAGAGUAGAGUAGACAGCAGACAGACGGACAAUGGAUUCAGAAAUGGGGACAAGGCAUUGCUGCUGCUGCUGCUGCUUAUGAUGAUGUGGACAGAUGCACAGGAGGACCAGACUGCUGCAUUAACAAUGAAUGGAUAUUCAAUCAAAGACAGCUCAUUCCUGAAGUUGAGAACUGAGAAUGCAGAGAGAAUACUCCUGACCCUGGUGCCUUGUUGAACAAGAUGUUUAUGACCUAUCCGGAGAUUGGUGAAGUGACUUCAGGAUUUUUUUAAAACUAAGUACAUUUAUAAAAAGUCUAACGAGGUCUUCCCUGAGCAUAUCAACCAGAGGUGGUCCUUUUACCAAGUGAAAUGUUUUACCCCAUCCAAUACUAUUAAACACAGACUCCCAUCUACCGCCACCUGUAAUAAGGGAAAAUGUCCCAGCUUUCCCGACACUGGCAGUUUGAACGUGUGGACAGAUCUUCUGAUGACUUCUGCAGGCACCUUCAAGGGGGGGAGGAGGAGAAAGGAGCAGAUGUAAUCCUCCAGAGGACGGGUGAAGAGAUGAGACCCUCUAUCACCCUCUGCCCCCCACCCUUGUUCCGGAGCAUCGGACCAUCGGGGCUCUCGGCCAGCCUACCACCCCACCGACGUCUCCGCUCCAUAUUCCGCAGAUCCAGAGCGGUGCUGCCUGCGAAUACACAAGCCGGCAAGGUUUCAGGAACACACACCCUCCAAGAUUUACUGUUUGGCACCCACAUCAACACACUCCCACAUCAACUGACUCACAAUGACGUAGUGUCAGAGAAGGACGUUCACAUAAACACAGACUCAGAGACACAAACACAGCCCAAGAGACUCAUGAGUGCACAUGGGCUCACUGUAUUAGAACCACCAACAGGACCUCUCACAGAUACACUCUCAUUCAUAGUCAGUGCUGAAAGCAGACAGCAGGGCGGACAAACUUUUUCUCAGCUUUCCCCACCCCUAAGGACCCAUAUCAAAGGCAGGGCAAGAUGGGGCAGAGCAGUGUCUCCUCUUAAAGUGCGAGAUGAUCUUGGGACUGGAGAGGGAGGAGUGAAAGAGAAGCAGAAGGUGAAGAGGAGGAGGAGGAGGCUGGACUGUAAAGGAGAGGACCAAUCCAAUGACAGAUAUGUUCCGUCCUUCACCCCAGAGACAGAGGGAGAUGGUGGACUGUGCCAGUGGUUACAAAGUCUGGGGAUUGGAGAUAGAGAGGAGGAGGCCAUUUCCCCCAACAGAAGUAAACCGCAGCAGAGUGGGUUCAGAGAGAGGAUGGCUGAACACAGAGAGGGGUAUUUACAUCCAGCAACCAACCACAGGAGAGACAGACGCCCCCACUUCCUCCCGCCUAUCUGUCAGUCUGGCUCCCUCCUGCAUGUACCCCUGCUGCUUCCCGAAAACUCUCCGCCACCCUCGCCAUGCACCUCCCCACACGCUCCCUUCCACCCCUUGCCUGUACCCCUCCUCCACUCUCUGCCCUUCAGGAGGAAGUGAUAUUGUCCAGCAAAGGAAAGGGGUCUCAACUCAAGAGGCCCAUUUGUGUUUACGCUGUAUGCGGUUUUCUGUCUUGUUACUUUGGCAUAUUCUGACUGACACUUAGCUUAUGUAAGGUUAUAUAAUGUAUUUGCCUAUAGCUCAUUACGCCUACACAUCCUUAACAAGUCUUAUCCAGGUAUAAUGUAUUGAUCUUGCCUAUUAUACUGUACGUCCUUUACAAAUAAUCACAUGAAUAGUUUCUAAGGAUAUGUUAUCCUGUCACAUUUCAAUUGCAUGACAUUUAGCAUGUAUAGUUUGAAAGAUCCAGGGCAUUGUUGUUUCUCAGGAUUAACAUCAACAAGUGAACCAACCUCAGCAUUUCAGAAUGGUGUGCCCUGCCUUGUCCGUCUAUAGACCGUGUCCAGAUAUCCCCCGCAGAGGGCCCCCUCCCCUGAUCAGAGAGGAGGCCCAUGUUGUUUUUGAGGUGUUUGUUGGGGCCUGAACAGUGCUGUGCUCUGUGUGCAGCCUGUGGUGGGAGCUGCAUGUCAGGGCCAGAACACCGGCGUCUCAGUCCUCCUCACUGCCCGCCUCGCACAGCCUGCCGUUUAUGUGUUUACCCUCAAACGCAGCCCAAAAUGUUUGUGAGUCAGGCUCUUUUUUUUUUUUAAGUCCACCCGCCCCUCUCCCAUUAGCCGCCAAACAAACAUUGCACCGGAAAUUUCAGGGAUAUCUGGGAUUUUUGAGGGAUCCCAGCAGACAGGGGGCGAGGUCGAGAACAAGGGUGCUUUCUGUGACAUCUUAGAGGUGAGGUGGGGUGGGCCAAAAGAGAGGGUGUGACCAAGGCUGGGUGGCAGGGGGUGGGCAGAGUCAGUAAGCUUCAUUACGACUGAUCAACAGGCACAGGUGGCCCAGUUUCCGGUGCCCUUUGACCUUGUUACGUUCCUUGAGCCCACAGUACGUGCCACCCCUGACCUCACUCAUCACCAAGCUGACCCGAGCGCUAGGCUAAUGGUAACCAUUGACGUAGCUGUUAUAAGGCCCCAUGUCACAUGUAGCAGCAACCUCUUUUUUUGGACUGCUAACUGGUCUAUCUUAUUUCCUCUCAUUCCUUCUCCUCCUUGCCCAUUCACUCCACAGGACAGACAGGACAGUGGGCCCAGAACAACCAUUGAUGAGGCUGAGAUUUUAUGUCACCCCCCAAACAAAGGAAUAAUGAAUGAGAAAGUGUACACUCUUUGUUCACAGGGUGCUAUCUGGGCUUUGUCCAAGCCUCAUCCUCGCCAAACCCCUAUGUCCUUACUCAUAAUGGCCUGGUGACACAUAUAGUACAUGGCACAGUAAAAUGGCUAUUGUUAGGUUAAAUUGUUCCCAACAGGGCAAGUACAGUAAAUAGCCUUGUACUUAUUUAAAUUAAAGUGAAACAGAAACCAAAGUCCAAGUCCACUUUUUCUCAGUCUCUUCAUUUUCACUGUUUCUGCUCGUGCCACCCCUGACCUCUCGUGCCACCCCUGACCCCACUGUGUACUUCCGGCGCCGACAGAGAUGGCUGCCUCGCUUCGCGUUCCUAGGAAACUAUGCAGUUUUUUGUUUUUUUACGUGUUAUUUCUUACACUAGUACCCCAGG
Oncorhynchus tshawytscha (Chinook salmon) is the source of this 3532-nucleotide messenger RNA. RefSeq lists its product as uncharacterized. The transcript is spliced from 2 exons. Lineage: Eukaryota; Metazoa; Chordata; Actinopteri; Salmoniformes; Salmonidae. The record is from RefSeq and is a predicted model, not a curated record. Bases 847 to 1926 code for a protein of 359 amino acids.